Messenger RNA from Penicillium salamii, 663 nucleotides. Lineage: Eukaryota; Fungi; Ascomycota; Eurotiomycetes; Eurotiales; Aspergillaceae. The record is from the annotation of a GenBank genome assembly.
AUGCCAUACCUCAACAAUGAGUCUGAGGUGCCGCUAGGCACUGAGGCGGGCAUCGAUGUCUUCGAGAAGCUCGUGCAGGAUUUAAGCGCUGCUCUAGGUCCGAGCUCAGGCCUUGACUCUAGCGACGUCGACCCCAUGCAAAUACAACUUUUGAUGGAGAAAUACACGUCAAAUCCAGAUGAGUGGUCUUCCUAUGCUCUAGAAGAUGCGAGCAGGACGUACACAAGAAAUCUCAUCGAUGAAGGGAACGGCAAGAGCAAUCUGUUGAUCCUCGUAUGGAGUCCUGGCAAAGGAAGUACCAUACAUGAUCAUGCAAACGCACAUUGUGUGAUGAAGAUCCUCAAAGGCAGACUCCAAGAAGAUCUUUACUCUUGGCCCAACCAAAAGCAGAUCGAAAAUGGCGAGAAGUGCCCUCCGCAACUAACCAAACAAACUAUCUAUGGCGAGAAUCAAGUGACAUACAUGUCCGACAAACUUGGUUUACAUCGCAUCUCCAACCCUGACCUUAAUGACUUUGCUGUCUCUCUGCAUCUCUACACGCCUCCCAACGCCGCUAUUCAUGGAUUCUGUAUCUAUGAUGAACGAACUGGCAAGGCCAGGCAUAUUAAGCAGACCAAUUUUUACUCGCACCGUGGUCAGCGAUUGGAUGAUGGACAAAAGUAA